GGGCCGACGCCGGCGAGCAGAUCAGUGACGCUCCCGCACGCAUGCGGCGAGGGGGUGGUGCUGGUGCUGCAACUGUUAUCCAGGCGGAUACCAGCCGCUGGGUCGCUUUGGGACGCCCAGAGAGCGGAUUAAGCAGACAUGACCCCGGAAGGCGCCGACGUCAUGACCGACGCGGCCCAGGGUCAGAAGGGGUCAGCGACCUCUUCCCGGCCCAAGUGGAGUCCUUGGUUUGACGGAAAGCUGGCCGUGGCGGCCUCUAUCUUCGGGCCCUACGACUUGCUGGUCUUUCCAAUGCUGUUCUACUGGGGUGGUGGAGGCGCGUUUCUGCUGAUUUACCUGCUGUUCGUCGCCCUAAUGGCGGUGCCGCUCCUCUUCCUGGAGGUGGGCAUUGGCCAGUUCAUGGACAGAGGCGCCAUGGCAGUGUGGAACAUCGCCCCGCUCUUCAAAGGCAUUGGAUACGUGACAACGGCAGUGAGCGCUCAUGUCUUCUGGAUCGCGCUCUGGAUGUUGACCGUGCAGGGCUUGUUCUGGGUGGACCUGGGUCAGUCGUACGUCCCUUCUCCGGAUCUGUGCGGGACCAGCGAGGGUUAUGGCACCAACGACAGCUACCCUCCUUGCCAGUAUGCAGCAGUGGGUCUGUACAG
Pollicipes pollicipes is the source of this 644-nucleotide messenger RNA. RefSeq names its product sodium- and chloride-dependent creatine transporter 1. Gene Ontology annotation, cellular component: plasma membrane. Lineage: Eukaryota; Metazoa; Arthropoda; Thecostraca; Pollicipedomorpha; Pollicipedidae. The record is from RefSeq and is a predicted model, not a curated record. Gene Ontology annotation, biological process: amino acid transport; nitrogen compound transport; sodium ion transmembrane transport.